Messenger RNA from Coccomyxa subellipsoidea C-169, 751 nucleotides. RefSeq lists its product as hypothetical. Bases 153 to 323 code for a protein of 56 amino acids. The record is from RefSeq and is a predicted model, not a curated record. Lineage: Eukaryota; Viridiplantae; Chlorophyta; Trebouxiophyceae; Coccomyxaceae. The transcript has a single exon.
GCUGGGCUUGAUCUGCUACUGGGAAGCUGUUUGCUCGGGAAUGAACUAUGGCCAACAGUGGAUGUGAUAUGUUUGUGUGCAUGUGCUAAGCUCAUAGUAUGGCAAACACCCCGGUGAGUGUGUAGUGCGCUGCAGUGCCAGAAAGCAGUGGAAUGUUUUUCCAGGUGCACAAAUGGGACAAUUUGCAAUUUCCUAGCAGAUGUGCUUUAGUUUUUCAUCACGCCAGUGCCAGCAAUCCUGGGAUUUUCGAACCAGAUACCGCUGUAGUCAAAUCCUUCCUAUAUAGUAUAUAUACAGAGGUCUUUGCCGCGCUCUGUGUGUGAGCAGACAAAUUUCCUGGGCUCUGGCAAGUGCACCCAGUCUCAUGCCCUACGUGAGAACAUUGUCAACUUGAUAGGUACUACUGCUAAAGGGAGAUCGAUCUGGUCUACAAUGAUGGGGUUGUUCAAGUUUGGUACACGGGUACACAAAUGUGGUGACUGAUGUGGCUUAAGCUUGCUGAAGGAUCAGAAUACAGUAUUUGAGAUGGGAGCAACAGGAGCUCGAGCUUGAGACUGCUUGCCCACAAUUGUUCUGUGUUCAAAUGUGGUAUGCUGCCACCAACGUAAGGCUGGCUUUAAAAAUAUGUCUUAGGACUGUCCUAAGCUUAAGGAAAUCGGUGUUGGGCUGAAUUGGGCCUGGAGUGAGACUGAGUCCGUGCUAGACUUCACCAAUUGGUGACAUUAAGAAUGAAAGAAAUACCAUGUCACUU